This is a messenger RNA of Capra hircus (goat), 4127 nucleotides long. RefSeq names its product glutathione-disulfide reductase (gene GSR). The coding region runs from base 39 to 1382 and encodes 447 amino acids. The record is from RefSeq and is a predicted model, not a curated record. Gene Ontology annotation, molecular function: flavin adenine dinucleotide binding; NADP binding; glutathione-disulfide reductase (NADPH) activity. Gene Ontology annotation, cellular component: mitochondrion; cytosol. Gene Ontology annotation, biological process: cellular response to oxidative stress; glutathione metabolic process; cell redox homeostasis. NCBI's taxonomy places the organism in Eukaryota, Metazoa, Chordata, Mammalia, Artiodactyla, Bovidae. The transcript is spliced from 13 exons.
AGGGGACAUGGGUUCGAUUUCUGGUCCAGAACUCCCACAUGUCAUGGAGCAAGCAACUUAGCCCGUGCACCACAGCUACUGAGCCGCGUGCUGCAGCUACUGGAGCCCUGGCGCCUGAGGUGAAUGUCGGAUGUGUACCCAAAAAGGUAAUGUGGAACACUGCUGUCCACUCUGAAUUCAUGCAUGACCACGUUGAUUAUGGCUUUCAAAGUUGUGAAAGUAAAUUCAAUUGGCGGAUUAUAAAGGAAAAGCGGGAUGCCUAUGUGAGCCGCCUGAACACCAUCUAUCAAAAUAAUCUAACCAAGUCCCACAUAGACAUCAUCCAUGGCCAUGCAGCAUUCACGUGCGAUCCCCAGCCCACAGUGGAGGUCAACGGGAAAAAAUACACUGCUCCUCACAUCCUGAUCGCCACAGGCGGCGUGCCCUCGGUUCCUCAGGAGAGCCAGAUCCCCGGUGCCAGCCUAGGAAUAACCAGCGAUGGGUUUUUUCAGCUGGAAGAGUUGCCUCGCCGCAGUGUCAUUGUUGGUGCUGGUUACAUCGCUGUGGAAAUAGCUGGCAUCCUGUCUGCCCUGGGUUCUAAGACAUCAAUAAUGAUACGCCAUGAUAAGGUGCUUAGAACUUUUGAUUCAAUAAUCAGUUCCAACUGUACCGAAGAGCUGGAGAAUGCUGGCAUUGAGGUGCUGAAGUACUCCCAGGUCAGGGAAGUUAAAAAAACGUCUUCAGGCCUGGAACUCCGCAUGGUUACUUCGAUUCCUGGUAGGAAACCCACCUUCACCACUAUUGCAGAUGUUGACUGCCUGCUCUGGGCCAUUGGGCGGGACCCAAACUCCUGGGGCCUGAAUUUAAACAAACUGGGGAUUCAAACUGAUGACAAAGGUCACAUCAUAGUAGAUGAAUUCCAGAAUACUAACGUAAAAGGUGUCUAUGCAGUUGGGGAUGUGUGUGGAAAAGCUCUUCUUACUCCAGUUGCGAUUGCUGCUGGCCGAAAACUUGCCCAUAGACUUUUUGAGUGCAAAGAAGAUUCCAAAUUAGACUAUGACAACAUCCCCACAGUGGUCUUCAGCCACCCCCCUAUUGGGACAGUGGGACUCACAGAAGAUGAAGCCAUUUAUAAAUAUGGAAAAGAAAAUGUGAAGACUUAUUCUACCACCUUUACCCCAAUGUAUCAUGCAGUUACCAAAAGGAAAACAAGAUGUGUGAUGAAAAUGGUUUGUGCCAACAAAGAGGAAAAGGUGGUUGGAAUUCAUAUGCAGGGAAUUGGAUGUGAUGAAAUGCUGCAGGGCUUUGCAGUUGCAGUGAAAAUGGGAGCAACAAAAUCUGACUUUGACAACACGGUUGCUAUUCAUCCUACCUCUUCAGAAGAACUGGUCACACUUCGUUGAGAACCCAGAGACUUGUAUGGCUGGCAGCUGGACCAGCAGACCUUCAGGAAGGAGCCAAAUCAUCACGUUUACUUACUGUUCCCACUUUACGUAUUUCUUUAUCGUAAUCAGAAUCUUCCAAGUGUGGAAAUUUUCAGUCAGCUUAAUUCUGUAAUCAGAAAUUUGUUUUGUUAUUCCGGAUUGAUUUUUCACUUGGUCACAUCUCUCAGUAAUUCCUAUUUGUUUUAUUAGUAGCUCUGGGCUGGCUGGUUUUUGUGUUGUUUUAGCCUCAUCCCAAGUAUAAAACUAUAUGAAGUAUAGUUAAACGAAUGUACCUGAAUGAAUAUCGCUUGCUAAUUUUUAUAGAGGAGGAUGACAGCUGCUCUUCACAUUUAAAGAAUGCAAGUACAGGGUCAUUUUGUUUUUUAUGAAGCCAGUACUGUGCUCUGCAUGUUGCAAAGCUGUUUCAAGGAUGUGAGUUUUCUUUAAAAACAUAUAACUUAAGAGGCAUACCUCCUGUAUUUUAUUCUUUCUUUUGUUCUAAAUGAUUUAAAAUGAUUCCUGUUAACUUUUAAGAGAUGAAGUUUAUCAAAUUUGGGAAAGAUUUGAGGAGGCUGGUUGCGUGAGGGAUAUUUGAGAAGUGACUCUGGCUUUCAGAAGGAGAGGGACUCAAAUACUUCAAAAGGCCUUUCCUAUGCUAAGAGCUCAUAGUUCAGUGAAUGGUUGCAAUUUUUGUAUGUGUUCUUGUCAUUUUAUUUUUUGAAAACUCUUUCCAAAAAUCUGAAAAUAAAAUCACAGUCUUUCCUUCUUAUAAAAUUUGUUAUGAGUUAAUGGGUGACAGUUCAUUUUCUGAGAAUAUUUCAGAUUGAAGGGUCAGAUGGCCAAAGUGAGCUAUGUUAAGUAGGCUUAAGACCUUAUGGGAGAGAAAAGAGAUUUUGCUUUUGUAAGACCAGAGGCAUAAUAGAAACAUUUAGUGAAUAUAAUGGUUGAGAAAUCAUAAGUUUUUGGCAUUUUAUUUCCAUUAGCCUUUACCAGCUAGGUUAGGUAAGCUGGUUACAUUUUCCCCUGGCUUUCAGUAGUGACUUAGUGCUACUGACUUCUGUCAUUACGCUUUUACUGAAUGUCUUUCUGGUUAGCCAUGGCCAGGUUGCCGCUGCACUGACGGUUAAGUAGGUCCAGUCUCAACAAAAGAAAACUGUCACUAGUAGCCAGGUUAUAUAUCUGUCAUGUCGAGAAAACAGGGUCUGAAAACCUGGACGUGAACUGACAUAAUCACUGCCUGUUCUCCACCAGCCAAAAGGUCGUGGCCUGCAGUCCUGGGCUCUGCUGACCUGGUGGGUUUCCUUCUAUCUCAGGAGCCCUCCACACUGCCUUUUUUCUGGUUCCAGAGUAAACCAACCUGGAAAUAACCUUUUCCAAGUGUUAGUCUUCUUUCUCAUUUGUCCUCAGCUCGGUCCAGCCUGCAAGCUGAUCACCCAAGUUGCUACUGAAGGCUCAGAUACAUGUGGCAACGCGGUGUAGGUGCUCAGUAGGAAGGAAAGCUUGUAGUACUUGGUUUCUUUAAGUAACCGUAUAAUCUAGCAUAAGAGAAAGAAUUCUACACAAAUAACUGGGAUUCAAAGCAGCAUGUUAAGCAUGGAGUGACCAUAUAAUUUAUUGACUAGAAUGGGACACUUUGGAGAGUGGGAAGGGCACUCUUAAUUAAUUGGGACAGUAGACACAAAUUUGUACUCUUGUGGGAAAAAGGGAGGUGCCAUCCUAGUGAGGCUUUGGAGCGGUGGAAGGAUACAAGUUCAGAGGAAGCAGAAACUACCAGUUUUCUGGGAAAACUAAGAAAGAAAGAGGUAUGCAGGAUUUGGAAUUGGGGAUUGUGGAGGAGGUCAGAGGAUGUGGGAGGUUCAGUGGGGCAGAGAUGGCCAUGUAUACAUGGGGGAUGAUAAAGUUCAACUUGACUGGAGCUGAAGAGUAUGUGUUAGCUGAAUGUUCUUUCCCGCUUGUUAAACCUGAUGAUCUGGUAGUAUACUGAUACAUAACGAACCGCUUGAAAACAGGCUUAACCUAGCAAUCAUUUUAUUAUACUUCACAAUUUUGCGGGUCAGAAAUUGGAGCAGGAAGGAGCUUGCAAGGAUGACUCUUCUGUUGAUGUUGAUAAAAAUCAACUGGUGGUGUUCAUAUGGCAGAUGGGCUGGCUUAGUGAGUCUAAAACAAUCGUCCGUGUGUCAGACACUUGGACAGGGAUGACUAAAAGACUGGGUUUAGCCGGGGCUGUCAACCAAACUGCCCACGUGUGGCCUUUCUAGCAUGGCCGUCUCCGAGUUGAUAGACUUAGAUGGAAGCUCAGGGCUCCCAGAGAUUGUUUCAGGAUCCCCAGACAGGCACUGCAAGCCCUAUUACCUAACCUUGGAAGUUCUAGAAUGUCGCUAAUACUAUAUGUUAUCAGUUAAGCAAGUCACAGAGGAUUUAAGAGUGAAUUGGACUUCAACUGUCAUUGGGAAGAGGGGUAAACUUGUGGCCAUCUGUAAUCAGACGCUAAUGGCAAUCUACUCUUUACAAUGCUUGACUAACACCACCUUUGUGAAGACUUUUCUUUCACAGUCUAAUGCAUAUGUAUUCCCAUAAUUCCUUGUCACAUUAGGCGGUCUGCACUAUGUGUUCACCUCGUAUAUGUCACUUUCUACUUAGUGUCGAUCAUUUUCUGUAUUCUCUAUUUCAGUUUUGUAAUAUUCCUGGUAUAUUAUACAGCAAAUUUGGCUGCACAAGGACAAA